AUGAAAGAUCAAGAAGGUUCAGCGACUGACAGCACCCCAUUGUUGGAGACCCAGUAUGCAGCUUAUCAUCAUGUUGAAAGAACUGGGACAGUGUGGACUGCAGUGGCACACAUAGUGACAGGAGUGAUAGGGUCAGGAGUGUUGUCGUUGGCAUGGAGCAUUGCACAGCUUGGAUGGGUUGGAGGGCCUCUCACAAUCGUUUUCUUUGCUUGCAUCACUCUCCUCUCUUCUUUCCUUCUCAGCAACACCUACCGUUCUCCAGACCCUGAACAUGGUCCUCAUAGGAGCUCUUCUUACCUUGAUGCUGUUAAUCUCCAUAAGGGAGAAGGGAAUAGUCGUUUCUGUGGCGUUUUUGUGAACGUAAGCUUAUAUGGCUUUGGAAUUGCCUAUGUCAUUACUGCUGCUAUAAGCAUGAGAGCAAUCCAAAUAUCAAACUGUUACCAUGACAAAGGGGAUGAAGCAACAACAUGUGGAUUUGGGGGUCCAUAUUUCAUGCUUAUUUUUGGGGCUAUCCAAGUUGUUCUCUCACAGACACCCAACUUCCAUAAUAUUCAAUGGUUGUCAAUUGUAGCAGCAAUUACGUCCUUUCUUUAUGCUUUCAUAGGAAUGUGGCUUUCUGCUGGGCAAAUCACGGAAAAUGGAUAUGCUGAGGGUUCCAUUGGUGGAAUCCCCACUUCCACUGGACUUGAAAAAUUAUGGUUGGUUGCUCAAGCACUUGGUGACAUAGCAUUCUCCUAUCCAUUCUCAGUAAUUCUUAUAGAAAUACAGGAUACUUUGAAGUCACCUCCACCAGAAAACCAAACCAUGAAGAAGGCCUCAACAAUAUCUGUCAUUAUCACAACAUUUUUCUACCUCUGUUGUGGGUGCUUAGGAUAUGCAGCCUUUGGUAAUGAUACACCAGGAAAUCUUUUAACAGGGUUUACCUCUAAUGCAAAGCAUUUUCUUGUAGACUUUGCCAAUGCCUGUAUAGUGAUUCACCUGGUUGGAGCAUAUCAGGUGUAUAGCCAGCCACUUUUUGCAAAUGUUGAGAAUUGGCUUCGUUUCAAGUUCCCAGACAGUGAAUUUGUGAAUCACGUAUACUUCUUGAGACUCCCUCUGCUGCCAGCUUUCCAACUAAGUUUUCUCAGGCUUUCUUUCAGAACUGCAUAUGUUGCAUCAACAACUGUGAUUGCAAUGCUCUUUCCCUACUUCAAUCAGAUUUUGGGAGUUUUGGCUGGAAUAAUAUAUUAUCCAUUAUCCAUAUAUUUUCCAGUGGAAAUGUACUUGAGUCAGAGCAAUAUUGAGCCAUGGUCGUCCAAGUGGGUCAUGCUUAGGGCUUUUAGCGUUAUUGGCUUUGUGGUGGGACUCUUCACACUCGUCGGAUCCAUUGAAGGGAUAGUAUCUGCAAAACUACACUGA
Sphenostylis stenocarpa is the source of this 1398-nucleotide messenger RNA. The record is from the annotation of a GenBank genome assembly. Lineage: Eukaryota; Viridiplantae; Streptophyta; Magnoliopsida; Fabales; Fabaceae.